This is a messenger RNA of Geodia barretti, 807 nucleotides long. The record is from the annotation of a GenBank genome assembly. NCBI's taxonomy places the organism in Eukaryota, Metazoa, Porifera, Demospongiae, Tetractinellida, Geodiidae.
AUGUCUGGCCGCAUUCCCGACCUGGAACACCACGCCAAGGACAUGGCCAAGAAAAUGAAGGAAAUCGAGGCCCAGAUGGUCCAGCCGUUGCCCGUGAGCGACCCCUCAUCCUUCUCCCCCGCCUCGUCUGCUCCGGGUACCGGGCAUCCGGUGGACAUUCGGCUCAUCAUCUUCCCCAACGGCGGCUCGGCUCGUCACGGUGAGCAGCCACAGGAGCCUUUCGUGCUACGGAGUGCUCCAGUCGAUCGCAAGCACCCACCCCAGCCAACUGCCUUCUCACCGGCUCCGUCCAGCAAACCUUUCCAGCAGACAUCUUCACCAUCCACCAACUCCCUGAGUAGCCUCAGCUCCGAUCAUACAACUCCUAGCUGUAACACCUCUUCAGCUUCGUUCUCCGUCAUCACAGAGGACGCAACUGAUGACUCUCCUCCCCUUGGUGACGGUAUGCCACUGCGUACCAUCAGUCAGACCAGCACCUCUUCCACGUUCGAAGAGGAAGUGACAGUAAUGAAGGGGUCACUGGACGAACUAAUGCCAAAGUACUGCAGCCUCACGAGAAAAAUCCGCAGUCGAGACAAGCAGGUGAAGACCUUGCAAGCGGAGCUAGCCAGGAGAAAAGAGACAUUCGCGGCUGGCAUGGAGACUGCAAACCAAGAGACGAAGGACCUCCAGAAGCAGGUGGACACGCUGCAGGUCGAGAAAGGCGAACUAAGAGACGACCUGGAGAGAACGAGGGAGAGUGUGAUGGCUAGCAACCAGCAGAAACAGGCACUGAUACACCACCUCCAGAGUCGUUUGAAGAGCUGA